AUGGAGUAUCCAGAAGGAGCAGAGACGAGACCAGAGGACAUCGCGAGCACUCAGACAGAUCAUCCAGUAGGAGUAGAGAGCGAGGAGAAACAACAGGGCAUCGCGAGCACUGGGACAGAGCAUCCUGAAGGAGCAGAGAUCGAGUCGAGAGAAGAGGACAUCGCAAACACUCAGAUGGAGCAUUCAGAAGGAGCAGAGACGAGACCAGAGGACAUCGUGAGCACUCAGACAGAUCAUCCAGAAGGAGUAGAGAGUGAGGAGAGACGACAGGGCAUCGCAAGCACUCAGACAGAGCAUCCUGAAGGAGCAGAGAUCGAGUCGAGAGGAGAGAACAUCGCAAACAGUCAGAUGGAGUAUCCAGAAGGAGCAGAGACGAGACCAGAGGACAUCGCGAGCACUCAGACAGAUCAUCCAGUAGGAGUAGAGAGCGAGGAGAAACGACAGGGCAUCGCGAGCACUGGGACAGAGCAUCCUGAAGGAGCAGAGAUCGAGUCGAGAGAAGAGGACAUCGCAAACACUCAGAUGGAGCAUUCAGAAGGAGCAGAGACGAGACUAGAAGACAUCGCGAGCACUCAGACAGAGCAUCCAGAAGUAGAGAGCAAAAGUCGACCUCCAGAGCAAUCAGACACAGACCUCGCCCUCCAUACCAAAGGGCGCCAUGACCUCGUGUGGCAGCGCCACCAGAAGAUGCAGGUCAUGUUUGAGAACGUCCUGCCUCAGGGUUACGCCAUCACGCAGAGGUGCAGCCUCGAUCAGGAGGAAGACGAGUUUUGGAAGAGCAUGAUCAGUGACUACCUCAAGCCUCUGGAGGAAGAUGACGAUCACAGGAAACGCGUGAAGCAGGAACUCUUCGAGAUAAGAAACAAGGGCACUUUCGUCUACUUCAUGAUCAAUGCACUGUGGCUGGUGGCGACCCUGGCACUGCAGUUCGUGGGAGCCGACCUCUACAUCCAGAUCCCGAGCACGAAGAACGAGGGGACGGUCAUCGACGUGCUGCCCCUCGCCUUCAUGUUCCUCAUCACCUUCUCCAGCAUGCUCAUUGUCCAGUUCCUGGCCAUGCUGUACCACAGGUGAGGAGGAGGGGAGGGGGUCGACCCAUGUGUGGCCAUAGGGGGUGUGUGUGCAUGCCGACUCAGUGACCAACAACAGUAACGAUUAUCUGAAAUGGUCCUGGACUUCCCCCCUUGUGCCGUACCGGCCUUCAUAGGUGCCACUCGCUGACAGCACUUGCCCCAACAGUAUCUUAAGGCUAUCCAGGAGAUCCAUGU
This is a messenger RNA of Petromyzon marinus (sea lamprey), 1268 nucleotides long. NCBI's taxonomy places the organism in Eukaryota, Metazoa, Chordata, Hyperoartia, Petromyzontiformes, Petromyzontidae. The record is from RefSeq and is a predicted model, not a curated record.